AUGAUCUACGUGCCGUCGCUGCCCGCGACCGACGUAGUCGCCGACGUCUUUGCUCACCUGCAGGCACAGCUGCAUGCACAGGUCCACGGCGUCGACGAGGCUCGGCCGGCGCAGACCAUCGACGCCUUUGUCGACGCCAUCUACCGCACGAGACCGGUCCACGCAUCGUAUGUGCAGCAGAUCAAGGCCGAUGGCCACCGCACCCGCGCGCGCCUCGACGCUAUUCGGCGGCAGCGCAAUACCGACGCAGCGCAGAGAAUCCAGCUUCUUUGUGCCGCCAAGGCCAUGUUUGCGAGCCGCGUCGACGCCGCGCGGCGCGACGUGCAGAUGGAGCGAGCCCAGCACGCCGUGGUGCACGCGCAGCUCGUGGCCAGCGCCACGCAGCACGAAUUCCGACGUACCCUCCUCUUUGCCUGCGUGGGCGAGAUGCACAAGGCGUUGGCGCGGGCGACGCAGCGCGCACUUGGACAAGCCGACUCGGUCGAGGCCAUGACAAAUGCGGCCAACGCCAACUUGCUCUGGUCGAUCGUCCUGGCCCGUCUGGCCGAGGAGAUGGGAUCGCCGCCAUUCGAGCAUGUGGCGCGCUUCGAGGUCCUCCCCGACUCUACGUUUGGCCUGUCCCCGCGCAUGAAUACGAUGGCGCAGCGCAUUGCGCCCUUCUUGCGCAAGCAGCUCCACCUUGUCGAUGCUGACGACGUUGUCGUUACCCGGAUCAUCCUUGUGCCGAGCAAAGCGUCCAGUAAAAGCACCAAGUUACGUCUCGUGCGGCCACCGACGUCGGCCGCCACUUCGAUGCAAGCGCUCGAGCAGCUGCUAUCAAGUGACGACGUAGGGUUCUCAGCGCCUUUUUCCAAGAAGAGCAAACGGCCGUUGUCGACACUGCAAGCGCGCGUCGUUGUCUCAAUGACUCCGACGACACCGCUGAGUACAUCGGCGCUGCGCUGGCUUCCACUGUCGCCCCACACGCUACCGCAAAGCCCGAUGAACGACCACAUUUACUUUUGCUUGGACGAAUACAAGAUGCGGUCCACGCUUGAGGAGAAUGCAGUCAUCACGGAGAUUGCGUCCCGCGACUGGACCCCUGGGAUCACCGAGUCCUUGAUCGCCGCAUUUGUGCGCGCUCCACUCGACGUGUGCGCCAAGCUCGACCUCGCGAGUGCCUUUGAGAUCGACGCCGUUCUGCCCAACGACGGUGACCACGUCUUGCGGGCGACGUCGGCAAGUGUGCCCCACCCGCCAUUACACUUUGGCGUUGCGUCCAUCGGUCACUUGCUCGAGACGAAGCGCUGGCGCGACCAAGUGACCGACCCCGACAUUCAAGCGUCGCUCGAGAAGCUGGCACCGCACACGCUCCAGGGUCGGGGGCGGCUCUCGCAGCUCUACAUGGCCACAAGCGCUCUGGCCAACGGUGCCCUUGUCGGCGCCACGUUGCACCCGAUCUCGAGUGCGAUGCUCGACGAACUCAUCGCCUUGUAUCUUCUGCGACCGACCAAGAUGCCAGCGAUGGCAACCUCGCUCGUUGCGCCGAUGGACGCGGCGCUUUGUCGAAUCGACAAUGUGUCUGCGUUGCUUUCGGACAGUUUUUUGGGGCCGCCACGCAGUGCGCUCGUGCAAAGGGCCACAAGCGUCGACGAGGCGGCCGACUACAUGGAGGCGAAGCCCUCGUUCGAGCCGACACCGACAGCGCUGCCUGCCACGGAGCUGCGACAGAUCAAACACGCAAGCCGGCUGCUGGACGAUCUCUUGCAUCGUCGACUUGCGUCGACGCUUCUCGCUCUCUAUACGGAGAGUGUGGCACCAUCGUCUUGCCGUCGCUGCGUACGCGCCGAAGCACCGAGCGCGACCGUCACGAGCUUGGAAAAUGCGCUGGCACUCGAAGAAGCAACGACCAACGAUGUCCUGGGUCUCGCGCGCCUCGGGGUCUAUCCUACGGCCGAAGUGGCUCUCCUCAAGCGACUCGAACAGCGGCUUCAAACCAAUCGGGAUGUUGACCAGCUACGGGCGUUUUCUGAGAAGAAGCACGCACUCUUUCGCGCGCGGCGCAACGACGAAGAGGGCGCGCGAUCCAAGCUUCGUAAAGGGCCGCUCCGCCAUGCCAAGUCGUGCCAUGUUCUGCCGACGCGUCGACCGCUGCAGAUUGAGAGCCCGUUGCGACCUGUGUCGGCGCACAGUAAUCGUAGUAGCAGCAGCAGCGACAGUAGCCCCGACAUCGCCCCGACAACCAAAAAGCCAUCGACCAAGCGGCGCGGGUAG
Saprolegnia parasitica CBS 223.65 is the source of this 2253-nucleotide messenger RNA. RefSeq lists its product as hypothetical. NCBI's taxonomy places the organism in Eukaryota, Oomycota, Saprolegniomycetes, Saprolegniales, Saprolegniaceae. The record is from RefSeq and is a predicted model, not a curated record. The transcript is spliced from 12 exons. Bases 1 to 2253 code for a protein of 750 amino acids.